This is a messenger RNA of Cyprinus carpio (common carp), 2618 nucleotides long. RefSeq names its product E3 ubiquitin-protein ligase NEURL1-like. Lineage: Eukaryota; Metazoa; Chordata; Actinopteri; Cypriniformes; Cyprinidae. The record is from RefSeq and is a predicted model, not a curated record. Gene Ontology annotation, biological process: negative regulation of Notch signaling pathway; nervous system development. Gene Ontology annotation, cellular component: plasma membrane; postsynaptic density. Gene Ontology annotation, molecular function: ubiquitin protein ligase activity.
AAAGUGCGGAUUAUUUUAUUCCCUGUCAUUUUAUUGGCAGCGCAUGUACAUUUACGGGUCAGUCAGAAGUGCGAAAUUGAAUAUUAGCCUACUGUCCAUACUAUUAAUCGAGUCAUUCAGACGUUGCCAGAGACAAUAGUAACUUUCAGAGAGCGUCCAGUCACGUAAGCUAAUUCAUCUACACGAGCCAAUCAAUGACCAGUAGACCUCCCAAGCCCCGCCCCCUAUGCUAAUACGAGUCCUUCCUUGCUGAAGUGUCUCGUUAAAUGGGAGCGCGUUUGCAUGGUGUCUACAGGCACUGUACUAUCACACACCAGAGGAGUGUCUGGAACAUACUUUGAGUUACUUUAUUUGAAAUGCAAAGCUACUGAAGACCAGAAUCAAGAUAUUUUUGCAGGAUUUUAUUGUGUGAACUUCGCUGUGCUGAAAUGGGUGGCCAGGUAACCCGUACCUCUUUAGACGGAGGAACCCUUCGCUGCCAUCCCUUGAAAGUGAACAUGUGCCCACAGCUGCCAGCAACCCCGCCGAUCUGUUUCCACGCCAACACGAAAGGGUCUCAAAUCGUGAUGGACAAGAUGCAGCGCAGCGUGUGCCGAAUUGCCAGCUUCUGUAAUGCCAUCACCUUCACCAACCGGCCAGUCAGAAUUUAUGAACAGGUUCGGCUCAAGAUCACAAAGAGACAGGGAUGUUGGAAUGGUGCUCUCCGAGUGGGUUUCAGUACGGUGGAUCCAUCUGAUUUAAGUUCAGCAUGGCUGCCACAGUUCACCUGCCCAGAUCUAGUUAGCGAAAGGGGAUUUUGGGCCCGAGCGCUUCCUGAGGAACAAUGUGAAGAAGGAACCAUUCUGUCCUUCUGGUUGGAUAACACAGGGCGAGUGUUUUACCGGGUUAACUCCGGCCCUCCGAUCUUCUUCUUCGGCGGUGUACCAGCCGGAGAGCUGGUUUGGGCGAUCAUUGACAUUUACGGGCUGACACGUGGAGUACAGCUACUUGACAGUAAGAUGGUGCCACCUGAAUAUCUCUGUCCUACUGUGACUCAUGAAGGCAUGGAUGAGUGGCAUCUGUCAAGCAGCUGCUCUGAGCUUGACCUCCAGGAAGAUCUGCCAUCCUUCUCAAAUUCUCCAAACGCUCUAAACUCAGUGCUGUCAUGUCAGCUCAAUGAUGACUUGCAUUUCCAUUGUGUUCAUGGCAAAGGUCUGCGUCUGCUGACUGAACACAGAGUGGUGCGUUGUUAUAACAGACGUGAGGAUUGUGCUCUGGCGUUCACUCAUCGGCCGUUGCGCUGUGGAGAGUGUGUGUUCCUGAAGGUCUCGUUGAGGUCUUCUGCUCUGAAUGGAUUUUUGUCUUAUGGAUUCACUUCCUGUAACCCAGCCCAUAUUAACCCAAAGCACCUGCCGGUCAAUCCAGAUGACCUGAUAGACCGCAAAGAAUUCUGGGCUUUUAGCUGCCUGACUUCACCGCUUGUGGGUGGGGAUGUCAUCGGUUUCCGGGCAACUGCAAAAGGGGAAGUGCUUGUGAGUCAUAAUGGAGGCAGGGCCUGCAGAGAGAUAUGUGUGGAUAACUCCGCUCCUCUGUGGAUGAUCUUCCACUUACAGCCACACAUCAAGCAAAUCAGCAUACUAGGGACUUCCAGUUGUGACUCUCCAUCAUGUUCAGAAGUACAGAGGUCCAUCUUUACUGAUGCCAGUCACCUCUCAGCCAAUCAGAUUACCAGUACAGCAGUCAGGGGCUUUAUGGACGGCUUUCAGUCCCACCCACAGUGUCUCAGCAGUUCUGCAGGGAAAACAUUCAGUUCGCUGUCCUCAGAAUCUCCCAGUACCCCUUCAUGCUGUGCGAUUACUGGUGAGCCGUGUUUGAUUUGCUGUGAGAGGGCAGUGGACUCGGUGCUGUACGCAUGCGGACACAUGUGCAUGUGCUCCGUCUGUGGUGGGAAGCUAAUGGAGAUGUCAAACCCGUCUUGCCCCAUGUGUCGCAGCCCAAUCAGAGACAUCAUCAAAAUAUUCGGCAGCAUGUAACCUGGAAACCACCUCUCUGACAAAUAGGAUCCCAGUACCUGGGUGAAUCUGAAGAGGCUCCCUUACAGGUCACUAUCUCGUUCCCACAAUUCCAUUUAAAAGACUGCUUGUUUGAGCUCAGCAAGGAAGAGGUACUAAUGACUGCUUAAUGUACUAAAUGUCUGACCAAAAAUGCUGAGAAAACCCAAAAGUAACUGCUUAAGUGAAUGGCACAUCCCAGAUACUAUAAAUCUCUAUUGACAAAUGGCAAGAUAUGCAUAAUGGAAAAUCAAGCUACUAUGAGACUUAUUCUGAUUUUCAGUAAACUAGUAACUUCAUGCAAAACUGUUCACGUUUUAAAAUGUUUGUUCCCACACUAUCUAUUCAUAUUUACUUGUAUGAACUUGUAUAUGUUCAAUUAAUCCAGAAUCAGAAUCUGAAAACUCCACUGCAGAUUUGAUGUGUUGAUAAAUGUAUUUUUUACAAAACAUUAAACAGAAAAACAAAAAAAAUGUUUUAUAUACCAAAGUAGACAUUCACAAAAUUGUAAUAAGUGCCAAUAACUGUUAUUUAUGUUCAAUGUGGAAUUAAACUAAAACUGUAAUGCUACCCAACAGAAGAGCCUGU